Messenger RNA from Prorocentrum cordatum, 423 nucleotides. Lineage: Eukaryota; Dinophyceae; Prorocentrales; Prorocentraceae. The record is from the annotation of a GenBank genome assembly.
GUCGGCAGUUUCCUGCCCUUCACGGGGGGCAAGCGCAUGGACUUCUGCGCGGCUGGGUGCGAGCCCCCCAUCAACGUGGUCGCGUACGAGAUGCCCGGGGUCUCGCCCGAGGACCCGGACAGGCGGCACCUCCUGUCGAGGAAGAGGUAUUAUUUCAACGUCGUCAUGUGGAGCCAGCUCCGGACCCCCGCGCCCGGCGUGCUCAGGAGAGCUUCCUCGGGCCCGGCGCGGAGCGAGGAUGCCGCGCUCCAGGGCGGCCCCGGCGCGCCGGGUUCGCAGCGAAGGCGACGGUGUCCAGAGGUGGCGGAGGCGCUCGACGAUUUUCGGAGGUGCUGCUGCGGCUGGCCAGGACGACUCGGGACGCUCCUGGGCCUCGGUCCCGCUGGCCCCUCCGAGCGCGGCGGCUGCAAGCCGCCUCGGUAG